UCGCAACUUCGAACUAGAACGACACACACACAACGCACGCUUUCAUAUUUAUUAUUAUUAUUCACCGGUAUUCAAAAAUUAACCCAACAUCAUCAUCAUCAUCAUCAUCAUUGAGUGUUGUUAUAGUUGUUAUUAUAACAGUUAUUAACACGUUUCCAAUUCAAAUCAAAGAACAUAAUAUUUUGAAACAUACGUGUUUUUUGUUGCAUAAUUAACUUUGAAUGAACACCAUCAGUGAGAUUUUUUGUCAUUGAUUUUGUACGAAAAAGGAAUUUUUUUCAUCACCAACCUGGAUCGUGAAGCGAUGUCUUCACCGAAACCAAUGGGCAGUAGCCAUGAGCACAUUAAGAGGCCCAUGAACGCUUUUAUGGUGUGGUCAAGAGGUCAACGGAGGAAGAUGGCACAAGAAAAUCCGAAAAUGCACAAUUCAGAAAUUUCAAAACGUCUUGGUGCCGAGUGGAAACUUUUGAGUGAAUCUGAAAAAAGACCAUUUAUUGAUGAAGCAAAAAGAUUAAGAGCUCUCCACAUGAAAGAACAUCCCGAUUACAAAUAUCGCCCAAGAAGGAAGCCGAAACCUUUAAUGAAAAAAGAACCAAAAUUUGGAUUUUCAAUAUCUCCAUUAAUUUCGCCGACCAGUUUAGAUUCGCAAACGAUGGCGAGAAGUAUGAUGCCGCCAAUAUCAACUUCUUCAUCAAUCCCCCCACUUCUUCAAGACGAUCUUAAAAUCCCUCGAACUUUAUUCCCUCCUUUACCUUAUUUGUAUCCGUUUAGACACCCAGAAGAAUCAAAAUUUGCAGCUGAAUUGGCUUUGUUCUAUAGUAACAAUCAUCUUUACCCGCCAAGUUUAAAUUGGCCAAUUAGUAACUUAGCUAAUAGUGCUUGCAACAUUUGCCCACCCGCUUUCCCAAGACGAACACCAAGCCCGGAAGCUAUGAAAAGACCCGUUUGCGUUUUAAUGAAAAACGAAGAAUUCCGAAACGAAGCUCUUCCAGGUCAUGUUAUAUGAAAACCACUUCCGGUUCUACCUGAAAGGUUGAACCUAGGCACGUGGUGGAACGACAUAGCCACAUUGGCUACCUCUUCAACCAUCGUGAAAGAUGAUGCGAGUAGAGAAAGUCCUGUAAGAGAUGUUAGAGACAGAGAAAGAGCGAGUAAUGAUGAUAUGUAAAUUACUAUUACAUAAAAAAUUAUAAAAAUCUUGUACAUAGAUGAAUUCGUAUUUACGUAGGAGAAUAGGAGAAUUUAGGAGAUGGUGAAGAAAAAGUAUAAAUACAAGUAUUGUGCAAUCGAUGUUUUCGUUCUUAUACGUUACGAUGUUGACUAAAAUAUGUUUGUAGAUGUGAUAUACUGUUAUCAUUUUGUAUCGAUUUAUUUUUAAUUGUAUAGAUUGUAAAUAGUUAAAGUUACUUAUUAAAGAUUUUUUUAAUAUAAA
Molecule: messenger RNA, 1432 nt
Organism: Onthophagus taurus
Lineage: Eukaryota; Metazoa; Arthropoda; Insecta; Coleoptera; Scarabaeidae
Product: transcription factor Sox-14
Biological process (GO): brain development; positive regulation of transcription by RNA polymerase II; negative regulation of transcription by RNA polymerase II
Cellular component (GO): nucleus
Molecular function (GO): DNA-binding transcription activator activity, RNA polymerase II-specific; RNA polymerase II cis-regulatory region sequence-specific DNA binding
Source: RefSeq, a predicted model, not a curated record